AUGUUUCUCUCUCAUCCUUAUACACAUGAUCUUGACGUCGAGAUCAAAAUACUCAAUCAAGAGUUGGCCGGGCUGAGUCUAGAGUUAGAGCGUGAACGCACCCGAUCCGCCAGCCUCGAAGCACGACUUGGACAGGUGACCGAGUCCAAUGUUCUACUGGAGCAGGGCUUGCGUGAGUUGAAUGACGGGCUCGCAGCCUCUGGCCUCGGACAAGAGGUACAGCCGCAACUAAUGAAGAGGCGACAGGAGACAUCAGCCCACUCAGACAAACUGGCCUCUAUGAACGUCAAGCAGGAUUCGCAGACCUGUGAUCCGACCCUUAGUCGUAUUCCCUUCUCGCACGCCCUGACUUCAAAUGUCGCCGUAGAGGAUUGUUCCGAGGCCAGGCUGAUCAAAGUCGACCAGGCCGCCCGAGUAGAUGAGGCAAAACGCACUCAUAUUGACUGUCCCGCUUUGGAGAAGCUCCUUGCGGCUCUGGAUGCCCGCCAACUGGCCGAAGAUCCGGACACCGGACGAUUUAUGAAAGCGCGCAUCGACCAUUUGGAGGUAAGCCAGCUUCAAUGUCCCCUAAAGAAUGCCUUUUUAAACUUGAUUAAACUUAUAGAAAUGAGUUGA
This is a messenger RNA of Protopolystoma xenopodis, 615 nucleotides long. The record is from the annotation of a GenBank genome assembly. Lineage: Eukaryota; Metazoa; Platyhelminthes; Monogenea; Polystomatidea; Polystomatidae.